Talaromyces amestolkiae is the source of this 351-nucleotide messenger RNA. RefSeq lists its product as uncharacterized. Lineage: Eukaryota; Fungi; Ascomycota; Eurotiomycetes; Eurotiales; Trichocomaceae. Gene Ontology annotation, molecular function: acetate transmembrane transporter activity. The record is from RefSeq and is a predicted model, not a curated record. The coding region runs from base 1 to 351 and encodes 116 amino acids. The transcript has 2 exons. Gene Ontology annotation, cellular component: plasma membrane.
AUGUCCUCGAAAGACUAUGCCAUUGACGCAGACAUGCAUCGGGACCCUGCACCAAGUACAAACCAUCUGGAACGCCUAACCACAGCAGGAGGACAUACCAACGACCGCUCACAGAUCCCGCUUCCUGUAGUUCAUCGCACCUUUGCCAAUCCAUCUCCAUUGGGUCUCAUCUCCUUUGCUGCUGACAUCUUUCUCAUCUCUGUGUACGGUCUACAUGCCAGGGGUAUUCAGUCUCCCAAUGCCAUGAUUGGUAUGCUGGUCUUUUUCGGCGGUACUUGUCAGUUUAUUGCUGGCAUUAUGGAAUUUAUCACGGGCAACACUGUAUUGUCUUUCAGAUUCUGGGUGGUAUAG